This is a messenger RNA of Catharus ustulatus (Swainson's thrush), 567 nucleotides long. RefSeq names its product histone H3.3A-like. Gene Ontology annotation, cellular component: nucleosome. The record is from RefSeq and is a predicted model, not a curated record. The transcript has 4 exons. Bases 133 to 567 code for a protein of 144 amino acids. Gene Ontology annotation, molecular function: protein heterodimerization activity; DNA binding; structural constituent of chromatin. Lineage: Eukaryota; Metazoa; Chordata; Aves; Passeriformes; Turdidae.
UCAGCCGGGACCCGCCAUUUUCUGCCGGGAAAGGCGGGAAGGGGGAGAUCGAAGCCGCCGCAGCUGCACCGCGGGACCCCCCACGGCUCCAGCGCCGCCGUCAGCGCCGCUCGCAGGCUGUGACGGCCCGGCAUGGCCCGCACCAAGCAGACGGCUCGGAAAUCCACCGGCGGUAAAGCGCCGCGGAAGCAGCUCGCCACCAAGGCGGCGCGGAAGAGCGCGCCCUCCACCGGCGGCGUCAAGAAACCGCAUCGCUACCGCCCCGGCACGGUGGCGCUGCGCGAGAUUCGCCGUUACCAGAAAUCCACGGAGCUGCUGAUCCGGAAACUUCCGUUCCAGCGGCUGGUGCGGGAAAUCGCGCAGGACUUCAAAACCGACCUGCGCUUCCAGAGCGCCGCCAUCGGCGCCCUGCAGGUGAGGGACACACCUGGGCAGGUGAGGGGCACACCUGGGUACACCUGGGCACACAAUGACAGGAGUGGGCCCCGCCCUUUGUCCCCGCCCCCGCGGAUGAUUGACAGCCGCGCUGCCCAAUCAGCGGCGCGCGGUGCAUGCCGGGAGUUGUAG